AUGUACCGGGGAAAUCAUGUUAGAAUUCUCUUCACUGUGACUCUGGUUUGGCAGGCUGUUCAUUUGGGAAAUGGCCAUGGAAAAGAAGAACAUGAAGAUGUGAAAAGUCUCAAUGCUACAGCACAGAAGCAACAGCCUGAGAACGAAGGGGCUAUUAUAAAUGCUCUCAGUGACAUGAAUCAGAGUUAUGAAAGCAGAAAGGAACAGAAUUCCAGGGUAUUGGUACCUUUCACUGGGAUUACAGAGAGUAAAAAACUGAGCAGGCAGUGCUGCCAGAAUGGAGGGACCUGUAUCCUAGGGGCUUUCUGUGCCUGCCUAAAGCAUUUCACUGGCAGGUAUUGUGAACAUGAUGAGCGCAACUGCGGCAGCAUUGCCCACGGUGCCUGGGUGCUGAAGGGCUGUUGGCUGUGUCGGUGCGGCUAUGGUACUCUGAACUGUCUCUCGGAAAUAAUGCAUGAUAAUUGUGAACUGAAAUCAGAAAAAGAGGAUAUUACCAGACUAUAUUCUAAUGGACUAAGAUUACAGCAAACAGUGUUAGCACUCAUUUGGCUGCUCACCAUCCUCCUGGAGCUCUGCUGCUGGCAGUUGUGA
Molecule: messenger RNA, 591 nt
Organism: Apaloderma vittatum (bar-tailed trogon)
Lineage: Eukaryota; Metazoa; Chordata; Aves; Trogoniformes; Trogonidae
Gene: CRIPTO
Product: teratocarcinoma-derived growth factor 1
Exons: 6
Coding region: 1-591 (196 amino acids)
Source: RefSeq, a predicted model, not a curated record